AUGGCUGCUCAUGUCAUCGUUCUUGAUUCGAGCGCUCGAAGAGCACUUAUUAAAGUCACGCCUACAAAACACUUGAGUGAUGUCUUGGGGGAAGCUUGCUCGAAGUUCAAUAUCAACCCCGCGCAGUAUGGCCUAAAACAUCAGAAAAAGACGGUUGACCUUUCCUUGUCCUUCCGACUCUCUGGCCUGAGCUCUGGGGCUAGGCUCGAACUCGUGCAGCUGUCCAAAUCACCAACAGUUGUCUCUAUUGCCCUCCAGCUACCAGACUCAGAAUCACAGGGUGUUCCUAAUAAUCGGCUGAUGGAUAAAUUCCCUAGUAAUACUACUCUAUGGCUGGUACUACGGAAAUUUGAAGCUGGGGUGGCAGGAGGUAGCAGAAAGUUCAACCUGACGGCAAGAGGUGCUCCACAAGUCCAAGAGGGUGAUUCAGGCUCUGGGAGGCUAUUUUAUGAAACCCCAGUGCUUAAUAUCAUGGGCAAAGAGUUAUCUUCCUUCACAGAAUUGCAAAAGACACUCAGCCAACUGGGGUUGAAUAAUGGUAGCGCUUUGGUAAGGCUAAGUUUCCGCAGAACUGACCAACCUCUAGAGGACGCCAUGGUGGAAAUUGAUGCGUACUUCAAAUCUGUGGAUGGAGACCCAAAUACAGCUGGAUCUAGCGAAGGUCCGUCUUCUGUGAUUGACACCCCAUCAACAGAUGCGCCGGUACUCACAGAAGAUACCCCCAAUGUGGAUGAUAAAGACGCUAUGCAAUGCGAUGUGGAUGAUGACACGGUGAUACCAGGUGAACAAAAUGUAACUCAAGGAGGCAAAGAAGAAGAACAGCAGAGCCAGGAUAAGGGCCAGCCCACAACCCCUGGGGUAGUGACUAUAUCCUCCAGGCCUGUGACUGUCUUUGCACCGCCAUCUAAUACGACUCCUCAUUCAGCCCAGACCCCCUAUAAUGAGAGAGACUACCUUCCUACUAUUGAACAUGCUCAAUCUCAUCAAAAGCGACUGAACGCGGCAAGCCGCCCCAGCCGUCUAGCGGGUGACGCUGAGCUUGCGGCUCAGGAAAACGCGACACAGGAGAGAUUGGCAAAGAUAAACGAGAUCGAGGUGAAAAUCCGCUUUCCAGAUCAAAGCCAAGCGAUCUCCAAAUUCACAAAGGAAGACACAACACAAUCGCUCUAUGCGUUUGCGAGAAGCUGUCUAGAUACCUCUCUAGCAGACCAACAGUUUUCGCUCUUCUACUUCCCCGCUGUUACGGCUGGAGCUUCUCGUGUGCAGGCGCAGAUUCUAGCAAGCGAAGAUAUCACCCUUAUCAAUGGACUUAAAAUGAGUGGGAGAGUGUUAGUUAACUUUGUCUGGGAUCAAAAUGCAGCUCUUUCCGCCCGUAGUGCUGGCGGGUCCGUACUUCGCCCUGAAUUGCGGCAAGCAGCUGGGAAACUACAGGUCAAAGAUGUUGCAGCUGAAGGUGAAGAGGAGAAAGGGGACGACAAAUCCCAGGGUCAUAAGGCACAACCGAACUCUUCUGAAGGAUCGAAGAAGAAAGGGGGCAUGCCAAAAUGGUUAAAGUUACCAGGCAAGAAAUAG
Molecule: messenger RNA, 1572 nt
Organism: Trichophyton benhamiae CBS 112371
Lineage: Eukaryota; Fungi; Ascomycota; Eurotiomycetes; Onygenales; Arthrodermataceae
Exons: 2
Coding region: 1-1572 (523 amino acids)
Molecular function (GO): protein binding
Source: RefSeq, a predicted model, not a curated record